This is a messenger RNA of Cydia splendana, 1604 nucleotides long. RefSeq lists its product as uncharacterized. The record is from RefSeq and is a predicted model, not a curated record. Bases 156 to 1166 code for a protein of 336 amino acids. The transcript is spliced from 2 exons. NCBI's taxonomy places the organism in Eukaryota, Metazoa, Arthropoda, Insecta, Lepidoptera, Tortricidae.
UCGGUCUCGUUCUGUAGCUUGGUGGAGUGCGUCGCACACACACGUUACGUCUGUUCAAGUGCAGUGAUCCUCCUUUUGGUAUAAAUCUUCUUUAAAAGCAGUUUUUCCAUGCGAUCGAUCCAGGAUUGGUAGCAUUCUAAUCAUCAGAAAGCAGUAUGAUAGUGAAGGUAUUGAGUGUGGCGUGUUGCCUGUUGACAGCCGACGUGUUGGCCGCGCCCGCCAGCCCCAACGCACCAGCCAGCCCCAACGCAUCUUCUAUCACCAUCGGUAGCAUCACCAAUGACAUCAUCUCCCAGUCCACCCUUCUCCAUACCGCUAACCAUGAUGUCACGUGCCUCGGGGUUCUGUUUGGAGAAGAUAAAGAAAUCGAAGACAAAAUUGUGUUCUUUAUAGAGUCAGAUGUUAACAAACAAGGCGAGAGAGUCGACUACGGUCUAUACGCGUUGACUAAAGACCCCACACAUUCUAAUCAUACGAUCUCAACUAAACUAUUGGACAACGCCAGGGAUAUCGCUGUAGCCUCCUUAACGGAAACGGUGUAUUUCGCCACCAAAGACGGGAUAUACGCUUACAAUAAGAAGAAAAAAUCAGCAGAAAAGUUCGGAUCCGUAAGUGACGAAGUCAUCUCGAUCGCGGCAGAGAAUGCCACCGGAGUGCUGUACUAUGUGAACAAGCAACAUCAGCUCUAUAAAGUAACCGAAAGAGGACAGAAGGCUACUAUCAUCGACGAGGUUAAAAACGCGGAGCAGAUCACCGUUGACUACAAGGGGUAUCUAUACUAUUAUACUGUCGACAAAAAGUUCUACGUGUACGACGGACAAAACGCGAAACUAGUUGAAGGCAUCCCUAGUAAUCGGAAUAAAGUAUCGUUCUUGAGGACUCCGGCACUGGUGGGGGACUUCGGUUUAGUGAACGUUGACGGCAAGUACUACACGAUAAACGGAGCGGACGCGUCGGCGCAUGCCGCGGGUCACGGCGGCGGUUCCUUCGUCACAAGCGCCGUGUCAUUCGAAACCGGCCUUGUCAUGUACUUUGCCGUCGACGAGAAGAUCUACGAACUUAACAUUAUAGAGAAAGUCGUCGAAGGCGUGAUGGAAGGACUGUCCAGAGGACUUAAAACAAUGUUGGAGGAGAUGCGAAAUGCGUUUAAUUCGUUUGAUUUUUAGGACAUCUUAAGUGACAUUUUCACAUGUGUACUAGGUACAAACCUAAAAACCUUGCUUUAUUUUCUACCCUUCCGAUUUUUGUUACCUGAAAUGAUAUUUCCCUUGUUUACUUUUUGAAAGUAUGCCUUUACAUAGAUUUACUACCGUCCUCUACGAGAUCUCGUACGUAAGUAGAGAUUAUUCUAUUACUGACCUAAUGAAUUUAAAUUUUAUAAUGAUCUUUUUCAUUUUCGCAAUUUUUUACCAUAUCAAGAAAACCGACCGAUUGAUGGACGGACAAACAAAAACCAGAUUCGUAGUCAUGAACUCAUAAAAAUACAAUAGAAAAAUAUAGGAAAUCACAAUAAUGUAUAAGAAAAUAAAGCUACAGGGAGUAGGUAAUAUUCCAAUGUUUAAAUGCUCUACGACUUUUACACAAUCCGAAACAAUUUAUAUUAA